Messenger RNA from Puntigrus tetrazona (Sumatra barb), 2017 nucleotides. RefSeq names its product zinc finger protein 235-like. The transcript is spliced from 3 exons. The record is from RefSeq and is a predicted model, not a curated record. NCBI's taxonomy places the organism in Eukaryota, Metazoa, Chordata, Actinopteri, Cypriniformes, Cyprinidae. The coding region runs from base 352 to 1701 and encodes 449 amino acids.
GCUCCGAGUCGGUCGGCGUCGAGUCUUCUGAGGAGAGGCGAGCGUCUCGCGCGUUUAAACGACGGCAAACCACGCGCCGAGCGGGUUUUUCGUCUCCGCGGCGAGGUCGCUUCCGCGUUGUUUCCGUCGAGCGCGGCGCUGUUCGUGUGUCUGCAGACUUCAAACGCGUGAGGAAAACACGUUCAGUCCGCAAAGAGACUCGCGAGAUUCGUGUUCGCUCGUGAGGGUGAUCGUGUCGAGUGAAAAGGAUGCUAAGCGAUUCAUUCACACAAACCUACAAUUGAAGAUUAGCGUCAAAGCAUCAGAAACUGAAAUCAACAAGGUCUGAGUUUAUUAAAGAGGACAGAGAACAUGAGAGAUCCAGAACCCUGCAGAAUGAAACACACUGAAGAACAAACAGUGUUGUUUGAAAAACACGAGGAGAGUGAAGAACUGCGUGAAGUUGAGGAGCAAAAUCACGUCAAAACUGGAGAAAAACCUCCGAGCUGCUCUCAGAAUGUUUUGAAGAAAACAGGCGCUGAGAAAUCGUUCACCUGCGCUCAGUGUGGAAAGAGUUUCGCGUACAAACAGAGUCUUAAUGUUCACCUGAGAGUGCACACCGGAGAGAAACGGUACAAGUGUGCACACUGCGACAUGGGAUUCAAUUGGUCGGGACACCUGAAAGCACACGAGAGGACUCACACCGGAGAAAAACCGUACAAGUGUUCAAACUGCGACAAAAGAUUCAGUCGCUCAGGAGUCCUGAAGACGCACGAGAGGACUCACACGGGAGAGAAGCCAUACGCAUGCGAUCGCUGUGGGAAGUGCUUCGCGCAAAAAGGACAGCUCACGGCGCACAUGAAAGUUCAUACGGGAGAGAAACCGUUUACUUGCGAUGAGUGUGGGAAGAGAUUUGCGCACUCGGCUCACCUGAAGGUACACACGAACAUCCACACGAGAGAGAACCUGUGCAUGUGCGAUCAGUGCGGUAAAAUGUGUCUGCGGCCUUCGGACCUGAAGAUGCACCUGAAAGUUCACACAAAGGAGAAGCCGCAUCCGUGUUGUUCGUGCGGAAAGAGUUUUUCGUGUCUGCAGAAUUUGAAAGCACAUCAGAAAAUACACACCGGUGUGAGAGAGUACAUGUGCUUUGAGUGCGAGAAGACUUUUAUUUCGGCGACCAAUUUAAAAUUUCAUCAGAGGAUCCACACCGGAGAGAAACCCUACAAGUGCUCGCACUGCGACAAGAGAUUCAGUUGGCCGAGAAUCCUCCAAAGGCACGAGAAGAGCCACACCGGAGAGAAACCUUACAAGUGCUCGCGCUGCGACAAGAGAUUCAGUUGGUCGGGAAUCCUGAAAAGACACGAAAGGAGCCACACCGGAGAGAAACCUUACAAGUGCUCGCGCUGCGACAAGAGAUUCAAUAUGUCCGAAAACCUAAAGAGGCACGAGAUGAUCCACACCGGAGAGAAACCUUAUAAGUGUUCGUACUGUGACAAGAGAUUCAGUCAGUCGGCAAAUCGGAUUAUACACGAGAGGAUUCACACCGGAGAGAAACCUUUCACGUGUGCGCACUGUGACAAAAGAUUCACUGAUUCAAGAGACCUAAAAAGACAUGAGAGGAUCCACACGGGAGAGAAGCCGUAUCAGUGCAAUGCAUGUGGGAAGUGUUUCAAACAAUCAUCUGCUCUGCGCUGUCAUGCAAAAAGCGUUCACUCUCAGUAGAUCGUCAUCGGGUCUGACGCCGCAUCCUCAACGAGUAAUUCAUCAAGCAAUAAAAUAUAACCUGGAUGAAUCCAUACUAACCAGUCAUUACAAGUUGCAUGACAAAGAAACAUUAUCUAAUUAUUCACAGAGAAUUCAGUUCAUCAUCAUCUUCGAAGCCUGCAGUUUCAGCUGUGAGAUUCAGAUCAACUCAGUGAUGAAGAACAAUGUCAAAAACUGUAUCAUUUUGCUUCACGAUAUAAGGGGUGCUAUUUUGGUUUUGUUUAAGUUUAAUGAUAUGCUCAGUUUCAUAAUGUCUUAAAAUGUACAUGUUGUA